Xiphias gladius (swordfish) is the source of this 3089-nucleotide messenger RNA. RefSeq names its product chromatin licensing and DNA replication factor 1 (gene cdt1). The transcript has 10 exons. The coding region runs from base 182 to 2269 and encodes 695 amino acids. Gene Ontology annotation, molecular function: DNA binding; DNA polymerase binding. Lineage: Eukaryota; Metazoa; Chordata; Actinopteri; Istiophoriformes; Xiphiidae. The record is from RefSeq and is a predicted model, not a curated record. Gene Ontology annotation, biological process: DNA replication preinitiation complex assembly; mitotic cell cycle; regulation of DNA-templated DNA replication initiation. Gene Ontology annotation, cellular component: nucleus.
AAAGUUCUUUUUUUGUUCCGGUGAAGGGUGAACAUUUCCGGAGAUCUGGCUACGAGGGACAAUAUUUAUAUCUUUACCGACUUCGGUUUGUGGUAGACUGGUGCAAGUUUCCACUUUGCGACUUCCUGCGCCCACCUCAAGCAGCAGCAGCAGCAGCAGCAGCAGCAGCAACAACAUCAACAUGUCCCAGGCUCGGCUUACCGAUUUCUUUUCCCAGAGAAAGAGAGGUAUCACCGGUCCGGUCAAGCCAGCCAAGCAGCGCAGCCGCGGCUCCCGGGGGAUCAGCACCGGCGUUAGCAGCACACGGUCAAGAUCCGCUGAAAACAACGACGCUUUCCUUUGUUCGUCCUCUGUCCACGAAGAGUUCGUCCGAGUUAUCGACGAGGCAGCGGGGCUAAAAGAUGGAGAGUCUGCUGUCAGCAGCACCGCAAAAGUUUCCCCCGCCAGUCCCCGGACACCAAAGCGGACCUCGGCUGGCGCAGAGUUUGACCUCGGGGCAGCCGUGCAAUCAGCCACCGCCGACCACAGCACGGCCAAGAAGAGACGGCAAGCGGAGGGCGUUAAAGGCGCUAAAGCUAACAUCCCGGACAAAACAACAAGGAGGACGGCCAGAAAGAAAUUGGUCCUCCCUCAAGACGCACCAAAGGCUGCAGCCAGGCUCCCGUCCAGUGAGGUGAUCCAGCAGCCCUUAGCUCCAGCAGCCCCUGUGUCUGGACAGAAUGCCGAGAAGCACGUGGAAGUCAUCAGCAAGAAUACUGGAGGACAGGCCAGCGGGGCUCCGUUCAAAGAGGACAUUGCAGCCCUCAAGUCCCGCCUUCAGUGGAUCAAGAAACAUGCAGAGGAAAUAAUCAGCACUGCUUCAGUUUCCACAUCCUCCUCUUCCUCCUCUCCAGCUGGUCCUGCACCCAGAAAUACUAACCCCGCUGUCCCCAAAACCACCAUGCCCCCCACCUCUGAUGCUAAGGCCCUCAAGCACACUGUAGUACGAGCCAAAGAGCUCGCAGCUAGAGCUCAGAGGAGGAACGAGGAGAGAGAUGCUGAAAAGAGCAAGCAGAGUGAGGUGCAAAUCCAGGACAGCACUGAGCAGCCAGCAUACCAGCGGUACCACACCCUUGCCCAAGUGGCUCCCCCAGGCCUCUCCCUGCCUUACCAGUACAAGGUGCUGGCAGAGAUGUUCAGGAGCAUGGACACUGUGGUUGCCAUGCUGCACAACCGCUGUGAGACAGCCACGUUUGCCAAAGUCAAACAGGGAGUUCAGGACAUGUUGCACAAGCGGUUUGAGGAGAGCCAUGUGGGUCAGAUAAAGACAGUGUUUCCUGAGGCCUUCACAUUCAGACAGGAGAAGAACAUCCCAACCUUCAACAACAGCAUUAAGAAGGGCAACUACCAGCUCACUGUGGAGCCCAUCAUUCUCUCUGACCAGACUGAAGCACGUCCUGUCCUGUCAGCCUCUCGUCUCCUAGAGAGAAGACACGUAUUCCACAUGAACCUAGUCUCCAUCGUCAAACAGCACCACAAGGGGUUCCUGUCUUCAUUGGUUCCUCCAGUGUCUGUUCCAGAAGACAAACUGACCCGCUGGCACCCUCGCUUUAAUGUGGACAGUGUGCCAGGCAUCCAAACUAGUCUGCUGCCUCAUCCUCCUCACACUGAGAAACUGGCCACAGCUCAGGAGGUGCUGGACAAGGCCCGCUCACUCAUCACACCCAAGAUGGAGAAGGCUCUGGUUUCUCUGGCUCUGAAGACAGAAGAUAAAGCUGCAGAGAGUAAAGAGCCAACAUCUCCACAGAUCCCAACAGUCCCCCAAACAUCAGUUCCAUCAGCUGCCCCUGCACCUCAGGUCCCAACUGCCCUGAAAGGAGUGUCUCAGUCCCUGCUGGACAGGAUUCGGGCAAAGGAAGCCCAGAAGCUCCAGGCAGCCAUGACUCGAAACCCCACCCAAGAGGAGCGCCUGCUGAUGAUGUCACGGCUUGGAGAGCUGGCAAGGAUUGUCCGGAAUGUUUUUGUUGCAGAAAAGAAACCGGCUUUAAUAAUGGACGUGGCCUGUAACAGGAUGGUGGCCAGCUACAGGUCUGCUCUCAGCACAGGUGAAAUGGAGAAACAUAUCCGUCUGCUGGCAGAACUGGCUCCUGAUUGGCUGACUAUUCAUCCAAUCCGGAAGGACUUCUACCUUAAGCUGAACAAGAACAUGGAGCUGAGCAUUGUUCUGGACAAACUGAGCAGAAGACUGAGAGAGGAGGAGAGAGGAGAAGAGACUUCACAUUCAGACUGAAGGGACAAAAUGAUGACUGAGUUAUGUGGUGGCUUUUCACAGGGAACUGUUCACCGUCCUUGGGUCCCUGCUGUGUGGGCUUCAGUGAAUUUCACUGGUUUGUUGGUUUCAGAUAUCUGUAUCUGACAUUUUCACCACAGUGUGUUUUGUGGUAUGACCCAGUCAAACUGAUCUAGGCACAGCUUCACAACACCAGUAUGUCCCAAUAUCCUGGGGCCACAUAGUACUGACCACUUAGUCCGGGUAUUCCCUCUAUCCUCCUGUGUUGUCAACAGGUUGUUUUAACCACAUAGUUAUAGUUUUUUUUGUUUUGUUUGUUUUUGGUUUUUUUUUUCUUUUCUUUUCUAUCAAUGAAAGUGUUAUUAUUGGUGCACACAGAUCUGGUUCCAAUCUUUGUAGUGAUCCAUUUUCUACAUUGUAGAACUGAUGAGUUCUUUUUUUUUUCUUUUUUUUUUAAAGUCACUUUGAUAAUGUUUAAUGUUCUGACAAGCAUUUGUCAGAACUGUUUCCAAUAUUUUACUGUGAAUGCAAUUUAUCAAAUAGACCAAAGUCUGUAAAACAAAGGCAAUAAUUGUAUAAAUUGUUUGAAAGUGAUGGUAAACUAUUUCUGUCAAGAUUACACACUAUAAAGAAAGGAGAAAAUGGGGGUAUCAUGGGUGAUAGGAAGGGAAAAGCUUUGAUCACUAAUCGCAUCUUGUCAUGCAGAAAGUUGUGGUUUGUUUUACCAGACUGGGGUUUCUGCCACAACCACAGUACAACGGAGGUGACUGGAAUUUAAUUUCUGGUACUUGCAGCAAUUAAACAAAUAAUUUUAACAGCA